GGAACAGCAGUUACCAAACAAGCCACUGUACUGCAAGAAUGUGACAAAAAUCAGUCGCAACUAAAACGGCUCAGGAAUAAAAUUUAUGAAGAAGUCAUGCUUGAGUUUUAACAGUAACACAAAGAUGAGCACUCAUGACAAGCCAGUCGGCAAAAAGCAAAGACCAUGUCUAAGAAUCCCAUUUGUUCAUCAUCGUCAAACUGAUUUACUGUUUCACAAAAAUGCUCAAAGGAUUACAAAACACCCACAAGCCUUUCCAAUGCUGGGAGAGCUUCCUUCAUUAGCAGGUUUGCUGCUUUACCCAGGUAAGAGGGAAAAGAUGGUAACAACAACAGAAACUGCAUUUGGACCCAAAACAUGCCCCAAAGUUGAGCCAAAGAGGAUUAUACAGUGCAGUCUAACUCUAGAUGGGGACCAGUGCUUCAAUACAACACACAGGGAAGAUUACCCCGCUUAUACACUAGAUGGCAUCCCAAUUGUAUGGCAAAGAAAAGUCCCAGUAAGAGGGGAGAGGACUGCCCAAGAACAGAGAUCUUCUCUUUACCAGCAGGACUUUCCUGCCCCAAAGAGAAUCCAUGUCAGGAGAAACCAGGUCAUACCUCAUCCUGACAACCUGGCCAUCAACCCUUCAAUGAGAGCUGAAUACAGGACAGUGCAAAGAGAGACGUACCCAGGCUGGGACGUCUCUGUUCAUGCUCGACCAGCCCCUGCUCAACUUAAAAGAACAGCUUAAAAUAAAGCCUGAUGAAUCCUGUUACUGAGAAUCAAACUGCAUUGUUAAACUGGAUGCAUAAAAUAAUAAUUAAUAAUUUUGACUGUGCUGUUGUACUAUUCAACCUGUUUAUUGUAACAUGUAUUAUUGUUGUCAAUUAUGUUGUGACUGAUGUGUUGAACCAUGUCUCUACAUUUGAAAUAACAUAGAAAUAGCUACUGAACACACUCUUGAUCAAGAAUAAAUAAUCGAAGAGCAGUAGAGAUUUGCUAAGGAUGUGACAUAAGUCAUUUCUGGAGCUAACUGAAAGAUUCUGUGUUUGAAAAUCAUAAUUAAUAAAAACACACAAAAAAAGUGGACAA
This is a messenger RNA of Xyrauchen texanus (razorback sucker), 1074 nucleotides long. RefSeq lists its product as uncharacterized. Lineage: Eukaryota; Metazoa; Chordata; Actinopteri; Cypriniformes; Catostomidae. The transcript has 5 exons. The record is from RefSeq and is a predicted model, not a curated record. Bases 86 to 733 code for a protein of 215 amino acids.